Molecule: messenger RNA, 906 nt
Organism: Momordica charantia (bitter melon)
Lineage: Eukaryota; Viridiplantae; Streptophyta; Magnoliopsida; Cucurbitales; Cucurbitaceae
Cellular component (GO): nucleus
Molecular function (GO): protein dimerization activity
Source: RefSeq, a predicted model, not a curated record
CAACAAGAUGGUUUCAGCAACAGAAGAUUCUCCUCCUCCCAAUUUCUCAACCAUUAUAAACACCAUCAUCUGCCAAAAUGGGAGGAAAUGGAGGUGAUGAGAUGGGGGCAAUCGUCGGAGGAUACACUGGAGUCCAUAGUCCAAAGUUCAGUGGCGAGGAAACGGGCACGGCCCAACAACACAGAAUAUUGUUGCAAAGAUGAAACUUUGAUGAGUUGGGAUAAUUCUUUUGAAUCUCAUCAUCAGAACUUGAAAACCGAAAACUCCACUCAACAAGUACAUGAUGCCUCAGCCUCGGAGGAAGAAGAUGAUAUGAAGGGGAAAAUAGACGCCACCUGCUCAACUAGACCAGCUCCAGCGGCUGUUAAUCAUAAUCAUAAUCACUCCGAGAGAAGACGAAGAGAUCGAAUAAACCAGAAGAUGAAAGAUCUGCAAAAGUUGGUGCCAAAUGGGAGUAAGACGGAUAGAGCUUCACUUUUGGAUGACACGAUUAAAUACUUGAAGCAACUUCAAGCACAAGUUCAAUUCAUGUCCAGCAUCAGAGCUUUGCCGCAGAUGGGCAUGCCUCUAGGAAUACAGCAGCAGCUUCAAAUGUCACUACUGGCUCGCCGCAUGGGACUGCUUGAUAGCGAUUCAAUGGCGGCUGCCCCUUGUGCUCCCUCUCCUCCUCUUCUGGUGCAUUCCACCACCUCAACAACAAAGCCAAAAGUCAACCUCUCCACGUCUGCUUUCGUCCCUCCGACCGAUCCUUUCUGCACUUUCCUGGCUCAACAAUCAAUGAAUAUGGACCUGUACAGUAAGAUGGUGACACUGUAUUGCCAAGAAGUGAACAAGACACCGAGGCAGCAAGCAAGCAAAGUAAUCCAAUCACAUCGUAUAGAAGCAAUCAAGGAGGAUAUGCAUUAG